GAGAAGGUACAAACUCUGUACAGGCAGCACCCGUGGACAGGAUCGAACCUGGGUCUCUGGUAACUCAGCGGGACAGGCAUCACCUCUGGAUAGAAGGAAUGGGUGGCAUUUAUGUUGAGAUCCUUCUUCAGUCUGAAGCAUCAGACCCAUUCCUUCUCUCCAGAGAUGCUGCUGUAUUGUGUGUCUGUCCAGAAUAGAUCAUUGUUACCUAGGACAAGCUGACAACGAAGCAUACAGAGAUAAAAUGCAAUCAAGGGGACUUCAAAAUGUCCAGUUGAACUGGACAUAAGUAUCAUUUUGUGUCGCAAGGAACCGCUGAUGCUGGUUUACACCUAAGAUAAGCACAAAAUGCUGGAGUGACUCAGCGGGACAGGCAGCAUCUCUGGAGAGAAGGAAUGAGUGACGUUUCGGGUCGAGACCCUUGAUGAGAUAAGACAGGCGGGGGACGGCCAAGGCUGAUGUUGAAACAUAAAUGUCGAUGCCAGCAUCUCAGGCAGUUGUGGAAAGGAGGGCGGUGUUGAAGUUUCCUUCCAGUGCAAGUCCAGCCCUGGUACCGCGCUCAUCUCAAAGCGCUGGGGAACGCGAGGGAACUUGCCGAGGAAACCUUUAGUCUGAGGAUUGAGCGCUUGAAAGCAACCAUUCAGCUAUGGAUGCGGGACUCACGCCGUGGGCUGGAUACCUUUACAUUUUGACCUGGUUGUUUACUGUGGCAGAUACAGUAUUGAUCAAAGCAGAACCGUCAGCUGUGGAAUUUGGACAUCCUUUGAUAGUGAACUGCAGUUCAUCUUGUGUAGCAACAAGGAUAUUCAUUGAAGGAACGAAAGGAUAUAAUGUAACAAAACAACCUCAAUGGGUGGCACAUUCUUACUCAACAAUUCUGAUGUGGUCUCUUCAAAUGUAUUGCACUGCGAUAUGCUCAUCUGGGGAAAGUGAUGCCCAGAAUACAAUAAUUCCUGUCUACAAUCGAGAGUUGAACAUUACUUCCCCUCCUGAAGUGUUGGAAAUUAAUACAACAUAUAGCCUGGAAUGCACUGGCCCCAGGGUCAAUCCUAUCAAUAAGCUAAUUCUCAAAUGGCAAAGAGGAAACAAGAUCAUCGAGACCAAUUCUACAGAAGAAAAUGGUAUCUCGCAUGAGGAUAAACGAUUAAGGAAUGUCUUACAAUUUACUGCAAGGACUACGGACGAUGGACAGGUUUACACCUGCGUGGCGGAAGUAGACCUAGGCUCCAACACCACUUUGCAAAUCACAAACUCCUCCGUGACCUUGCAAACCUACCGUGAACCUCGAAGCACAAUGAUAUCAGUAAAUAACCAAAGCUCCACAGAGUCUCCAGUGCAUGUGGCUAAUGGGGACAGCAUCACCUUAGUCUGUGACACACUGGGGAACCCAGAGCCAACAUUAAAAUGGGAAUACCCUGAAAGUACCAACAUUGCAAUCAAUUCUUCCGCAGUCCUCUAUAUUUCUGAAGCCACGAUGGAAAAUAAUGGAAUAUACAAAUGUACAGCUAGUAAUAAAUAUGGAGCUGAUGAGAACAAAGUGGAGAUCAAAGUGAAAGAUAAAUCGGCGAUCAUCAUAGGAGUAAGUGUAAUGGCACUGGCCACAGCAACCUUUGCAAGUGGGGCUGUUAUUUAUUACUUGUACCAAAAGGCUCAGAAAUCACAAGAAUACAAACUACGGAAUGCAAAGCCUCACAACAAUCCACAGGUGCUCAGCGGAUAGUAAAACCAGACAAUUAUCACUCUUAAAGGAAUAUGAAAUAUAAACUACCAAGAACAAAAUAGGGAAGCAGUUUGUGUUUAUUGGAAAUUAUCACUUGCCGAUCUCUCCAGACAUGAUUUUGAUGGGAAUUUGCACAAUUAUUCUUCCAUCUGUCUGCUUUAAAAGCCAACGAGAUAAAUUAUAAAGAUGUCUUAAAACUGAUAUCUUGGCUGCCUCUCCUCAAUCAUUAUUGCUGUAUGUUGCGAAAUGGUUAGAAUAAAUCAUUGUUUAGAGGGAUCAGCAGCAUCUCUGGUGACGUUUCGGGUCGAGACCCUUCUUCAGAAGUGUCACCCAUUCCUUCCUUCCAAAGAUGCUGCCUGUCCCACUGAGUUACUCCAGUAUUUUGUGUCUGUCUUUGGAGUAGACCAGCAUCUACAGUUCCUUCCAACAUAAAUAAUUGUUUCAUCUGUUUUGUUAUUGCACAAGUUUGUACAAGAUGCAGCUGUGGGAUUUAAUUCUGGAAUGUAAUAUUUAAGGAGCUCUCUAAUAACUGGAAUGGGAAAGUGUUGUUAACAUUCCCUAGAAGUAUUUUUCAAAACUGUAUUCUACUUUGAAGACUGCCUUCUUCAUAGACACUCACUUGGGGUGAGGGUUGGGGGAUGGAGAAUUGUUUCCUACCAUUGUAGAUGAGUCUCAUUGAAACUUACAGAAUAAUGAAAGGUAUAGAUAGAGUGGAUGUGGAAAGGAUGUUUCCACUGGUGGGAGAGCCUUGAACCAGAGGUCAUAGCCUCCGAAUUAAAGGGUGUUCUUUUAGAAAGGAGGUGAGGAGAAACUUCUUCAGUCAGAGGGUGGUGCAUCUUUGGAACACAUUGCCACAGAGGUCUGUGGCGGCCAAGUCAGUGGAUAUUUUUAAGGCAGAGCUAGACAAUUGUUUUUAUUAGAACAAAUUUCCACACAUCCUGUGCUUUCAUACGUCAUCGGUAUUGAUGAAUCAUGACCUUGGCGUUUCAACGCUUUCCAAAAUGUAUCUUAGAACUUAGGACAGUGCAGCACAGGAGCAGGCUCUUUAGUCCACAAUAUUUGUGCCAAACAUGAUGCCCAGUUAAACUGAUCUCAUCUGCUUGUACAUGGUCCAUAUCCCUGCAUUCCUUCCUCUUCCAUGUGUCUAUCUAAUAGCCUCUUAAUCGCCACUGUCAUAUCUGCUUUCACCACCACAAUACGUUCCAGGCCCCCACCACUCUUUGUGUAAAAAAUGUGCCCCGCACAUCUCCAUUAGGCUUCCCUCCUCUCACUUUAUAGCUACACCCUCUAGCGUUGGAUAUUUCCACCCUGGGAAAAAGGUUCUGCCUGUCUUCUUAAGUCAUGGGCCAUAGAAUCCAUGCAGUCAGUUGGGACGUUGCAUCAAGGAGGUUUAGAAUCUGUUUCCCUGUCUAUCUGGUAAUCUUUGCCUCUAACAGAGGCAUAAAGUGACCCUUCCAGGGCAUUGGCCAAACAAGUGACAUGAAGAAGGGUCUCGACCUGAAACGUCACCCAUUCCUUCCCUCCAGAGACGCUGCCUGUCCCGCUGAGUUACUCCAGCAUUUUGUGUCUAUCUUUGCUUUAGUUAUUGUCACAUGUACCGAGGUACAGUGAAAAGCUUUUGUUGUGUGCUGACCAUCAGCGGAAAUACAAUACAUGAUUACGAUCGAGCCAUUUACAGUGUACAGAUACAUGGUAAGAGAAUAACGUUUAGUGCAAGGCAAAGCCAGUAAAGUCCAAUCAAAGAUAGUCCGAGGGUCACAAAUGAGCAGUGCUGAACUACUAUCUACCUAAUUUGUGACCCUUGGACUAUCUUUGAUUGGACUUUACUGGCUUUACCUUGCACUAAACAUUGUUCUCUUAUCAUGUAUCUAUACACUGUAAAUGGCUCGAUUGUAAUCACGUAUUGUAUUUCCACUGACUGGAUAGCACACAACAAAAGCUUUUCACUGUACCUCGGUACAGUAAACAAAGUAAACAAAGAGUUUUGAUGAGGGCUACCAGCAAGUGUUCAGGAGAAGCAGUGCAACAAUUUACAAUCAGUUUUCUGGAUGACUUGUUUCCUAACUCGGUAAAUUUCCCCACGAACCACAAGAAUGCCCUCGGCUCUUCUCUCUGUGGCUCUUUGACCUUCCUUUAUUUUAACGUAUUACUUCCUUGCCUUUGACAUUUCAAACCGUAAUCUUCCUUUAAUCUAUCUCCUUCCUCCUUUAAUAUGUUUCUUUAAAAUUAUUCUGUGUCCUGUGACCGAAACAGAA
Messenger RNA from Leucoraja erinaceus (little skate), 3975 nucleotides. Its product is annotated as myelin-associated glycoprotein-like. The transcript has 5 exons. Gene Ontology annotation, biological process: cell adhesion. Bases 647 to 1720 code for a protein of 357 amino acids. The record is from RefSeq and is a predicted model, not a curated record. Gene Ontology annotation, molecular function: integrin binding. Lineage: Eukaryota; Metazoa; Chordata; Chondrichthyes; Rajiformes; Rajidae.